AUGGACAACCCUCUCAGCAGCCCUGACAGCCAACACAACAGCCAAAAUGAGCCAGCUACAGACAAGACAUCCUCAGGCUUAAACAAGACAGUCAAAUUUGAUGAAUCCCAAAUCAUAACCAAGCCAGUAGAAGAAAAUGGAUCCCAUGAACUAAAGGAACAGACCGAGGACAAUGUAAUCCAAGACCUAAAUGAACCAGUCAAGCUCAGCCAAUCCGAACUCAUAAUUGAGCCAGCAAAGGAAAAUGAACCCCAAAAACUAAAUGAACAGACCAAGGACAGUGAACCCCAAGAUCAACCAACCCGGGACCACAGCCUCCAAAACAUGAAUGAGGUUGUUGUGGAAAGCAAAAGCCUAAAUCAGAUAGCCCAGGACAGGACAGUUCCAGAGUUAAAAAAUGAAACUGAGGCAAAGCAGGAAACACCAGAGAAGACGUUGCUGGACCAAGAGAAAUCCCCACUGCCUUCUAGUUUCAGUGGACAGGAAGUUAUUCCAACAGAUGACAUUCCUGCCCCUAGGCCCAUCUUGGAUGGCAAUGAUCAAGGCCUACCAGAACAGGCUGUAGACAAUGAACCCCGAGCCAUCAAGGUCCAGGAGAAGACUGUUGUGGAGGAAAAGCAGGCUGUAAACAAUGAACCCCAAGCCAUCAAGGCCCAGAAGAAGACUGUUGUGGAGGAAAAGCAGGCUGUAGACAAUAAACCUCAAGCCAUUGAGGCCCAGGAGAAGACUGUUGUGGAGGAAACAGAGCAACAACCUCAGUACAAGAAGGAGGGUCCUCCUCAGAUCAUCAUUACUUCUGUGCCGGAGAAAAUACUCAAAAUAGAGAAGGCAGGAGUGCCCAGCUUGCAUGUGAAGAAGCCAUCCUCCCCUAGCAGUAGCUACAGAUCACUUUCUGCCAGGCCAAUGUUGUCACGGAAUCCACCACAGCUAGCAAAGGCAGCUCUUUACCCAAAGCCCAAGCUCCAAACUGCCAAUAAAGCAACUCAGAUAUUACCUGGGAGGGUGCCGAUGUUUACAAAGGUACAACCUAAGAGAGUCCUGCCCCCCAAACCCAAACCCCCAUCUGCUGAUAAAGCAACUGAGAUUUCCCCCUCCUUUGAGGAGCUGCUGAAAAGACCACCUCUUUUGGUGAAGAAGAAGAAGAAAAGGGAUGAGAUGAGUCCUGCAACCAUGGUCAAGGUCUGGCCACAGACAACUAGCUCGCCCAAUGUGCGCCGAACUGUUAGCAGCCGUCGUGGCAGAUCACUUCGUGCAGCAGCAGCUAGUCCAGCACUACAUGUGAAAAGCACAAAAAGCAUGCCACUGUAUUUGAAAACCACAAAAAAUAAGCCACGGCAUGUGAAAAGCACAAAAAGUGCGCCACUACGUGUGAAAUUCUCCUCAAGUUCAUCCAAUAAGCACCUGUUGAAUCUGAGUUAUUGUCCCAGAAAGAAGCGUAAAAUCAUUUGUAAUCUUUGCAUAACCUUCUGUGACAACUGGGAAGAACCCAGACUAUCCCGUGGUCAGCAGACUUGGUGGAAAGAGUCCCUGGCCUCCUGUUCCGGCCUCUACAGGGCCUGCUCUGUUUUCAGCACCAUGAAAUAUGGCAGGAUUCAUGUGAGAGACCUCCUUCUGACCCUGCACACCCUGGGCAUCCUGGUGACCAGUGAGGAGAUGCAUCAUAUUCUGUGCCUCGUCAAUGUAGAUGAACAUAAAUGUCUGAACUUCUCUGAAUUCCUGGAAGCUGUGAAUGCAACCUCUCCUUUUGCAGAGACAGAGGGUUUUCAGAAUGCUCUCUGGGCGUUCAGGAAGAUGAAGAAGGGAACAGUGUCUGUUAAAGAGCUGGAACCCAUCUUGCAGUACCUGGGGAUCACCCUUUGCCCAGAGACUGUACAACAAACCCUGGGAUGCACAAAAGUGGACCAGAACGGGAAGUUCAGCAUUUCAGACUUUCUCAUGGCUGCAAAAGAUGUGCAGAGAAUCUUCGAAGAAGAGGAUGAAGCAUUCCUGAAUGAACACGCCAUUUUCAAAAGGAGGCCUUUUCAGGAAGUGGCUGACCUCAUUGAUGCUGAAUGCGGAUGCAGGAGGAACUACUGUGACUGCUUUGAUGAGAUGCCACCCACUCCCACGUGCCAUGUUCCCCUCUUGACGAGGCGUGAGUCAGAAAAAGAGGUUGCUCUUAGCAAGCAGGGGAGCAGGACAUCCAGUGUGAACCUCAGACAGUCCAGUUCGGCAGCCUCUGUCAAUGUGCCCAAAGAGGAAUCAAAACAUAGUGCCAUCAUGGAGGUGUCAGCAUCCCAGAGGAGCAUCAAAUCUGACUUUAAAAGCCAUGAAUCCCUUGCAAAUAUUGCAAAGGGGGAAAAUAACGUUGACAGUUCCGUGGAGUUGAAAAAGUCCCAGUUGGAUCCAUUCAGUCAAGACAUUGAGGAGCCAGUUCCAUCCUAGUGGAUUCAUAGAUAGAAGAAUUUGGGUUUCUUGGUUUGUUUUUGAAAAAGUAGAAUUGAUGUCAAACCUCUUGAAUUGUUCUGUCUGAUAUGGUUGAGACUGCUGUAUUACUUGUUCCUUUCACUUCCACUUGCUCCUUUCACCUUCCCACCAUGUUAACAGACAGAGCGGUGUUCCAAAAUGGAAGAUGAAAGUAAUGGGGUUGAUUCCUCCUGUACCUCACAUCAUGUUGCAGGAACUUGAGGAAAAGACUGUGUUGUGACCUUUGGGUGUUUUGUAAGCAAGUCAACUGCUG
Sphaerodactylus townsendi is the source of this 2719-nucleotide messenger RNA. RefSeq lists its product as uncharacterized. Lineage: Eukaryota; Metazoa; Chordata; Lepidosauria; Squamata; Sphaerodactylidae. The transcript has 13 exons. The record is from RefSeq and is a predicted model, not a curated record. The coding region runs from base 1 to 2424 and encodes 807 amino acids.